Adineta steineri is the source of this 1656-nucleotide messenger RNA. The record is from the annotation of a GenBank genome assembly. Lineage: Eukaryota; Metazoa; Rotifera; Eurotatoria; Adinetida; Adinetidae.
AUGGUUUUCGAAAUAUCAUCUGUUAAAUCUGGUUCUCGUUUUGGUGGACUUUCAUCUAGUAAGUUCUUCGUUCGAAAUUGUCCUCAUCCACAACGUGUACGACAUCUUGAAGGUUUAAAUGGAUCAAUGAUUUGUAAUGUCAAUGAUGAUCUUACUCGAAAUCGUCCUAAACGUAAUAAGUCACUUAAUAUACAUAAAAAUAAUCUGCCUGUAAUUGAAAGAACACGUCGUGUUGAACGACUAGUGCCACCAGUAGAUUUUUGGCAUGCUCAUGGUGUUCUUCCUGAUACAGAUUCUUGGAAACAAGAAUUAGCUAGUCUAGCUACAGCUAGUGGUAUAGCAGUAGAAAAAGAUGAUCAAAAAUAUUCAAAUAAACCAUCAACAGCUGAUGAUCAAAAAAAUUCAUUACGUUCCGGUGCUCAUUAUUCAAGACAAACAGGACGUUUUAAUGAAGGAACUUCAAAAUCACGAGGCCGUACAGCAACUAAACGUGGUACUGGUCAAUCAGAAGCAUUAUUUAAUGUGCCUGAGAAUGAAAGAGACAUGUGGAUGUUACAAGUUCUUUGUCAAAUUCUUGAUACAAGUAAUUUGGAAGAUGUUCAAUCAUGGCUUGUUUCAUCUUCACCAUAUGAAAAAGAACAAGCUCGUACAAUGAUUAAUUCUGCAUUACAAGGUUUGAAAGAAUCUGAACGUACAUCACAUCAACUUAAUGAACCUAUUGAUUUUGAUUCAUUAUGUAAUUUUGUUGAAAGACAAAAAAAUGAAGAACAAAAUGCUUCACAAAAAUAUAUCAAUGAUGCUCUUAAUCAAACUGCACCUGUUUUACAAUCUGUUUAUGAACAAGAACAACAACCUAAUUAUGCUUUAAAUGAUACAUGGGAUGUAGGAUUAAAUAGUACGAGUAGUUAUAUUUUUGGAGCAAAUAACAAAAAUGAACCAUAUAAUGAAUAUGAACAAAAUCAACAACAAGAUAAUAAUCAAGUACAACAAACUGAGAUAUUAGAACUUGAUGAUGAUAAUCGACGACCUCAAACAACAUCACCAACAAAAGUAAUAAGAUUUGCUAAUAGCUAUGAAUCACCUAGACAACGACCGGUGACAAGUCUUAGACAUAGUUAUAAUGUUGAAUCUGCUCCAAGUAAUGAUGAUAUGGUCGAUUAUACUAUAAUUGAUAUGACUGGAAGUAAAACUAAAUUUGAUUAUGAAGAUUAUUUAGUGGAGAAAAAACGAUCACGUCGACUUCGUGAAUUACAAAAGAAAUUAGCACGUCAAGAAGAAGAAUCAAAAAAAUUAUUUGAAGAAUUACAAACAAAACAAAUACGACUUGAAAAUGCAAUUCGAACACUUGCUAAACAAGGUUCAGCUCGUAAUAAAAAUCCAGAUGGAUUACUUGAUCCGAUUGAAAAUCCACCAGUUGUCAACGUUAUCAUUCAACCACCAAAAGACAAGGAACAUCGUAGUAAAUCAAGUAAACCAAGAUAUACACCAUUUAUUCAUGCUGAUACAAAAUCUAAAAAAAAUCAAGAUAAUUAUAAUAUUGAAGAUGUUAAAGUACAAAUUAGUCUUUCACGUCUCGAUAAUCAACAACCUAAAGUUGUUUAUAGUGGUGGAUGGAAACCGGAUACUGAAACAUUGCCAUAUAUCCAAGGAUGUUAG